Messenger RNA from Aegilops tauschii subsp. strangulata, 540 nucleotides. RefSeq names its product fructose-1,6-bisphosphatase, cytosolic-like. Gene Ontology annotation, molecular function: fructose 1,6-bisphosphate 1-phosphatase activity. The record is from RefSeq and is a predicted model, not a curated record. Lineage: Eukaryota; Viridiplantae; Streptophyta; Magnoliopsida; Poales; Poaceae. Gene Ontology annotation, biological process: fructose 1,6-bisphosphate metabolic process; fructose metabolic process; gluconeogenesis. Gene Ontology annotation, cellular component: cytosol; cytoplasm.
AUGGACCACGGCCGAAGUAACGAGAUGGAUCAUGCGGCGGACGCUUUCCGGACGGACCUGAUGACCAUCACGCUAUACUUGCUGAACGAGCAGAGCAGGCACCAGGAGUCGCGCGACGACUUCAGCAUCCUCCUCUCCCACAUCGUCCUCGGCUGCAAGUUCGUCGCCACUCAACAAAUCCAUUCUCCUCGUCUGGUGCUCAUCGGCCUCUCAGUUCAGAGCAACGUCGAGGCAAGCGCUUGUUUCCUCUCUUCAUCAAAGUUGUUCUUCCGUGAGAAUGGUGCUAUGAUGAUGAUUGCCUGUUUUCUUUGCCGUGGGUUCUUCAGGUGGAGGAGCAGAAAGAAGUUGGACGUGCUCUGCUCUCCCAACGAGGUGUUGGUCAAUGCCCUUGUCAGCAGUGGCCGCACCUGUGUUCUUGUGUCCGAGGAGGCUUCAUACUUGGACCGAAAGCUCCGUGGGAAGUACUGUGUCUGCUUUGGUCCCCUGGAUGGCUCCUCCAACAUCGACUGCGGCAUGCCCAUCGGAAUGGUAACUAUCUGA